CUUGUUGACUUUGGAAAUUCCACUCCUCCCGUCCUCGUCCUCCUCUCCUCGCCGUCCUCCUCCCAUGGCGACCGCCGCGAUCGGCCGUGCCUCCUCCCUUUGCUGCUGGCGGCGAUCGUCCUCCAGUGGGGUUUCCUCCCUCUCGCCGUCGACGCGAGGCCUUGCAAGACCCUCCUCAUCGCCUACUCCUUCUCCUUCACCGGAAACCCCGCCCUCCUCCGCCAGCCCCACCACCCCCACCACCACCCCCUCCACCGCCCCCACUUCCUCCCUUCUUUCCCGGCCGUCGACCUCGCGUCCUCCGAUUCCGCCUCCGCCUCCGCCUCGGCCUCGUCGGAGGAGGUCAUCACGAUCUUCGACGCCUCCGAUCGCCAAUUCGAUGGCAGACCCGCCUUCGUCUUCUUCGAUCGCCGCGUCUUCCCUUCCCGAGAGGAGGGGCCGCAGCGCCCGCGGUAUCCGCAGCUCCUGCAGCGGCAGCAGCGGCCGGUGCCCCUGGGGUACUUCGAUCUGAGCUCCCUGCGCGACCGCACCGUGGACAUCCUCAGCGUCGUCGUCGCCUUGCUCUUCGGCGUCGGUUGCGGCGCCCUAACCGCAGCCACCAUGUACCUGGUUUGGUCUCUCUUCGCUACCCACCGCGGCGAUGAUUUCCAGGAGGAGUCGGAUGAUGAGGACGCGAGCCCCAAGAAGAUGGGCUAUGUCAAAAUUCCUGCCGCGGAUGCCUUCCCAGCCCCAACCAAAGCCUGAAGCCUGUAGAUGCUGUAUGAACAGUUUCGUAUAAUCGUUUAAAUAAAUUGUGUGGUGUACUCUGUCUUUAGUCUCGUGUAAGUUCCGCGCGUUUAUUCUGGAUGAUUGAUGCUUUGUCAGAAAGGCUUUCGCUUUGUUUUUAAUUGUCUGUCCCUAACUCAAUCGCCCAAUUUCGGGUCUUAAUCUAUUCUGCAAUUAAGUUAAAGCAUCAGCUGCGUUUUA
Eucalyptus grandis is the source of this 966-nucleotide messenger RNA. RefSeq lists its product as uncharacterized. The transcript has a single exon. The record is from RefSeq and is a predicted model, not a curated record. Lineage: Eukaryota; Viridiplantae; Streptophyta; Magnoliopsida; Myrtales; Myrtaceae. The annotation marks the transcript as partial.